This is a messenger RNA of Numida meleagris (helmeted guineafowl), 5682 nucleotides long. It is a transcript of the gene SLC30A7, whose product is annotated as solute carrier family 30 member 7. Gene Ontology annotation, molecular function: zinc ion transmembrane transporter activity. The transcript has 11 exons. Gene Ontology annotation, biological process: transmembrane transport; intracellular zinc ion homeostasis; zinc ion transport. Gene Ontology annotation, cellular component: membrane; Golgi apparatus. Bases 100 to 1236 code for a protein of 378 amino acids. NCBI's taxonomy places the organism in Eukaryota, Metazoa, Chordata, Aves, Galliformes, Numididae. The record is from RefSeq and is a predicted model, not a curated record.
GCGCCGCGGCCGCGCAGGCGCGGGGCGGCACACCGGAAGUGAGUGCCGAGGCGGCUGCGGGCCUGCUCCCGCGCCGUCCGCCGCUGCUGGCUCGGCACCAUGCUGCCCCUCUCCAUAAAGGAUGAUGAGUACAAGCCGCCCCGGCUUAACCUGCUCAGGAAGGUGUCGGGAUGGUUCAGGUCCAUCCUGGCGGACAAGACCUCCCGCAACCUCUUCUUCUUCCUCUGCCUCAACCUCUCCUUCGCUUUCGUGGAGCUGCUCUACGGCAUCUGGAGUAACAGUUUAGGUUUAAUAUCAGAUUCUUUUCAUAUGUUUUUUGAUUGUACUGCUCUAUUGGCUGGAUUAGCAGCUUCAGUUAUUUCAAAGUGGAGGUCAAAUGAUGCGUUCUCAUAUGGAUAUGUUCGAGCAGAAGUACUCGCUGGUUUUGUAAAUGGCUUAUUCCUCAUCUUUACAGCAUUCUUUAUUUUUUCUGAAGGUGUUGAGAGGGCACUGGAGCCUCCUGAUGUGCAUCAUGAGAGACUUCUUCCAGUUUCUAUACUGGGUUUCAUUGUAAAUCUUAUAGGAAUAUUUGUUUUUCAACAUGGAGGUCAUGGGCAUUCACAUGGCUCUGGGCAUGAGCACAGCCAUUCUCUAUUUAAUGGAGGUCUCAGCCACGGACACAGUCACAGAGGUCAUGGUCACAGCCAUGAGCAUAAACACGGACACACUCAUGACCAUGGCCAUAGCCAUGGAUGCUCUCAUGGUCAGGAUUAUUGCCAUGAUGACCAUUCUCUUGAAGGGAUGACUGGUUCCAGCAAGCAGAUCUUACAAGGUGUAUUUCUACACAUUGUUGCAGACACACUUGGAAGUAUUGGUGUAAUCAUAUCUGCUAUAUUAAUGCAAAACUAUGGUCUAAUGAUAGCAGAUCCUAUUUGUUCAAUGCUCAUAGCAUUACUUAUAGGUGUAAGCAUUGUUCCACUUCUAAAAGAAUCCAUUGGAAUUUUGAUGCAGCGAACUCCUCCAUCUCUGGAAAAUGCCCUGCCUCAGUGCUAUCAGAGGGUGCAGCAAUUGCAAGGGGUUUACAGUUUACAUGAUCCACACUUCUGGACCCUCUGUACUGAUGUUUACAUAGGUACUUUGAAAUUAUUAGUAGCUCCUGAUGCUGAUGGAAGGUGGAUUCUAAGCCAGACUCACAAUAUUUUUACUCAGGCAGGAGUAAGACAGCUUUACGUACAAAUUGAUGUCGCAGCCAUGUAGUGAGCUUCUGAAAUUGUGCUGUUGGACCAAAGUUUUCUGUACUGUAAUGGUAUAAAACAAGACACUUCCCAAGACAGAGCCUGCUUCCACCACUGGCCUGGAAUUGACUGAAUAGAUUUCUGUCUUUGGGCUAUGGAUGAAGUUGACUUCUAAGGAGAAAAUAUGGAAUGAAUGUUAUGGACUUUGGGUCUUGUCUUUUUGUGGCCCCCUAAACUUGUAAGUUUUUGAAGGUUUUUUACUUACUACAUUUGUUCCAAUAGGAAACUAAAAUGGUGGUACUGGAAACCCUGUAAUGUCUUCAGAAAAGCUGCUGAAACCACUGCUCAUUCCCAUAAAACCAGUGUUAUCAAAAAUUGGAAACUUGUUUUGUACAUAAUGUCACAAUGGCUGACAUGCUUCGAUACAAUUAUAUGUUUGUACAAUUGUUUGUACUUUGCAAACUUAAUGAACCAAACCAUAUUGGGUUUUCAAAGUGCCUUUUAUAUCAUGAGAGGUAUUUGCCAGCGUAAAUACGAAGCAUCAAAGGGUUUUACUACUUCUACAAAUAUAUCUUGUAUGCAGUCUGAUUAUUUACUAGUGAUGUAUGUGGGGACUUUGUAUACUUGCAUAACAGUAGAUGUUAAGACUUCCCUUAUUAUUGCAUUGUACCAAACAGGAAAAAUUCUGAAGGUAAAAGGCAAAGCCCUUGUCAAGAGACUUGCUUCCAAAACAAGCUGGGUAUUUUGUUGCACAUAUUUUGUGGAAACUAUUUUAGUCAAGGAUUUAGAUUUAACUCCAAUUCUUAGUCUCUUCAUUCUGUUGAGAGUAAUGAGAUGUUACGUGAUGCUACCCAUGUUCAUAGUCACUGAAACAACAGACAGCUGAGGGAAUUGUUUCCGUGGUUGAUGGAAACAAUGCAUGAAGCUUUUUUAUUUUCCAGACUGUAAGAGCAAACAAAAUUACACCCCUAUCUUUGAGAAAGUCUAAAUCUCUUUGAUUUUAACAGCUUGUAGUAAUUCUUGUUAAAGUGAUUGGUGAGGUAACUUUUGCCUCUCCAAAUACUAAAGUUAUGUUCCUGGUGGUUAUACCUGAAAUAAAGACCACUCUUCGUGUUAUUUAAGGUUAUGCUUUUCCAGGAUGACAAGUCAGAUGUUUUUUUACUAUCUCACUGUAGCCUUUUGUAUUUUCACUGGAGAAGACAUUCUCAAUAGAGUAAGUUGUUUUUUUUUCCAGAAACAUUAGUUGUUCUGUAGUCAUUUUAUGCUUUCCAAUCUGAGCAUUGUUCUCAAAACGACAAUCUGCUAUACUUGAUAUUACAUAUAAUUCCACUAUGCUGUUGUAGUUAAAUUAGUAACAGCAGGUUUUGUAAGGGAACAUUCUACUUACAAGUAGAUCAUUGUGGAGAGAGAAACAAGACAGCCAUUUGUCUAGUAAAUCAUAGCCAUUACUGCCAGUUAUAGAUUUUAAAUAUUCUUCAGGUACCGAUACAGAGUAGUACUGCAAUCAAAGCCUGCUGAAGUCAGCAGUGUCUUUGAAGUAAGUGCUAGGCAUUGGGAAAGUACUGAAGAUUUCUUUGCAGAAAUGGUUUGUUUACCACUGAUGUUACUAAAUUCAUGAUAAGAGGAAGUUUCUGGCACUUUCUGUUGCUCCUGUAUAGCAUCUGAACUUUGAUCUCUCUUUAUGUGAAAACACUGACGGUUGCCAAAUUGAUAAUAGCUGGUACCUGAAUUCUCCUAAUGAAACACAGAAACAUUACUGUUGAUUUUGUAGAAAGCUUGCAAUUAUACUUUUUGAACUUGCAACUGAAAACUGGGAGUAAAGAAUUACAGCAGUAAAAAAGCCACAUACCUCUUCUAAACUUUAUGGUCCCUUCCAGUCUUCAGAGCCUUCUUAAUCCUUAUUGCUGCUUUCUGAUCUUACUCAUUUCUCCAGGGCUGCAGGUGCAGCGUGCCUUAUCAGGCAGUUUGCACUGACCUACAUCCACCUCCUCUAGGCUCCUGCCUCAAUCCUCUGUCAGGCUUGCCUCCCAUCUCACCUUGCAGGUGCUCUGCCAGCUGUGGAUCCAGAGUGGAGGAUGAAAAGUUAUAUGGGGCAGGGCAGGGUGCAAGAAUCUGUUGAGCAAAUUUGACUGUAUCAGCUUAAGAUACCAUACAUGACCACAGAAAAGGUAAUUAAAAGACAGCUGGAAGUCAUCAUUUUGCAGAGGUGCAUGUAGACUGUUGCUUCUUUGACAACAUAAUUACUUGAUGUUGUAGUCAAUGUUUAAAGGCAAGUACUAGCCAGCUCCAUUACAACUGUGAUGAUCAAAGAGCUCAGUUUGAUUUAAAUUAUCUUUAUAGAAGCUCAGAGCAUCUUUGGGAUCUGAGUAUUCCUGGAUUUGCUGAAAUAUAUUGUAGCGCUGCCCAAGUUGUUGGGCUUGGCCACUAUUUUAGUAGUCUUAAUGAACAGACAACUGCUACAACUUGUUUCCAAGUGAGAGUCUACCCAAGUGGCAGUUGGGUGGGUUUUCUGUGUUUGUUUGGGUUUUUUUUAAAGAUGUAUAUCUACAAAAGUUUUCAUUAUAGGAAAUAAAGUGCAAAAGCCUACAACCUGGUUAUAAUUACACUGUUGAUUUUCAUCAUUUUUGACAUCUUUUUAUUGCUUAGGAGGGCUUGAGACUUCUAAUCAGUGUACGACCUUAAUUUUUAAGGAUGACGUGAUGGUUUACAGUAAGAAAUACAUCUUUUGUGAAAUACAUUUUUGAGGGUGAUUUAGGGAGGCCAGACUCGCAGACUUUUAAGCCUUUUUAGCCCUUCUGAGAAAGGAUAAGCAUUGUGAAGUUCUACAGAAGACAGUAGAUGGCCUGUCCCAGUAGCUAACUGCAAUCACGUUUAGCUCUCCUAUGCCAGUAAGCAAUAACAUUUGACUGAUUUUGUUCUUUUCCAGCUGCUAAGGAGCUACUUGCUGAAGUUUUAGGAGAGUACAAACCAUGCAGCUGAAAGUGCAGCCUUUUUUUAUCUUAAACAUCAAAACUGAGUUAUUUUGAUUUGCUGAUUAGGUAGCACUUGGCUUAUAUAAUAUUUUGUUUUUAACACAUUAAUGGAUACAUCACCUUGUUUAAGUGGACUUGUGUGGGUAACUGAUAUCCAGUAAUGGAUAAGUGUCUGCAGAUCGUCUGCUAAAACUGACUUUCCUAGCAAACUGUAUGGAAGUUUGAGCCAAGUUUUCAAAGUCUGCUUUCCUUAUGUUUUCAUGUAGCUGAACCUUAAUGUAGGGUUUCUGAUCUAAGUGAUUUUUUUCUGUGAAAGAAAAUAGUAACUUAAAACUACAUAGACCAAAGUCCAGUCCUGCAAACUGUGUUUUUACAGGACAUACAGCAAAAUGAUAUUUUACUUUGCUGAGAGCAAUCCAUGAAAUACUUGACUGUGUUUCUGAAGAGUUUUAAAAAAAAAAAAAAAAAAAAACCUGCUCCAGAACGCCUGUGCUUAAAAUGCCCUCAGUGUAGUGGUAAAUGUGGCCCUUGGAGAGAGCUUGAUUUGCUAAAGGGAGAAAGUGCAAGUUAAAUGGCUCUAGUUCUGUGUAAUACUGCUUGCUAAAAGUCAAGCUUAAUCUCAUUAGUAAGAGCUGGUGACACUAUUUACACAGAAAUUGAAACUUGCUGCUACUAAUAGAAUAGAUCUUAGCAACUUUUAACAUUUUUAUUUCUUACUUGAGUUUAAAGGUAGAGGAAGAAAAGGGUAUCUUUUUUUCUGUUGGUCAGUGAACCUGUUUCAGGAAGGUAAACAGAAGGUGAGAGAAGCUGUUCCUGAACUGCAGUUUUCCACCCUUGAAUAUUCAAGAUGCAAUCAAAUUGUAAAGCUCGUGGCUUUUGGCCCCGACUGAGUGUAGAUUUCAGUUGCUGAAACCUUGGUGCUUUCAAAUCUUAAGGUAACUCACGUAAUCGGAUAAUUUCAAUGCCUGUUCUGAACAACAGCUUUAGUUAUUGAUUAGCUCUGUCCUGUUUUCGCCAGCAGCCACUGACUGCCACUUGCUAUGAUUGUUGGGUACCCCAUUCCAUUUAUGAGUUUAUAAGAGUAAGUAAAAAGAGGAUUUAAAAUUUCUUAAUAAUUCAUUUCCUUAUCUCUUGCACUGAUUCAGUGGUUAAUUUGUCCUGUACACUUCUAGCAAAAUCCAUGUCUGCAACUUGCUGGAAUUCCCUUUUGGAUUUCUCUCCCCAUUCAGGCUUUUUUUGAAGUGACCGUAUAUGUUGGGACUUCAUUGGCCAGAGACUGCUAUAAUGUGAAAAGGUGCCAGUUAUUCUACUCUUGUCUCUGGUAUGCGAAGACUACGUUUCACUAUGUGCAAAUACUGGUUAAUCUAUUUGUUUCAGUGAGCCACAAAAGGUUCCUGCCUAUGUGGAAAUUUGGCAGAAAUCAUGUGCAAAAGGAGUGAGUUGUGUAUUUCAUUUUCCAUGUGCAUUAAAGUCUUUCUUUCUUGUCUGUGCUAGAA